Molecule: messenger RNA, 2107 nt
Organism: Anolis sagrei ordinatus
Lineage: Eukaryota; Metazoa; Chordata; Lepidosauria; Squamata; Anolidae
Source: RefSeq, a predicted model, not a curated record
AUGGUCUAGCCCGCAGUUCCCGCCUUGAGGGCUCUUUUGUUGUCCGGGCGGUCAGCCAAUGGCAGCGCAGAGCGGGAGGAACUCUGGCAGCCUUUCCCGCGUUUCCAAGGCCGCUCGCUCCGCCAAUGGGAGCGCGCCUCCCGCCUGAUUGGCCCGCCGGGGCGUUCUGGCGCCAAGUUCGAAAGGGAUAUAAACCGCCAAAACGAGCCGGUCGUCUUUUCUCUUACCGCUAAACAAUCAAGAGGAAGCCUUAUUGCUCCAGCUUGUCUUCCCAAUCUAUUUUAUUUUCCCGCUGAAAAUAUGCUGGCCACCCGCAAUGCGCAUUCGGCUCGCAACGAGCAGCAGCACAAGUCCCGCUUGUCGCCUCUGAAAAAUUUGACCUUGAACGACAAGGAGAACACACCCCCUUCACUCAGCUCUACUCGAGUCCUGGCUUCCAAGGCCGCAAGGAAGAUCUUUCAGGAGUCUGAGGCGGAUGCACUGAAAGGAGUGAAGCAGCUUCCUUCAAAUAACGUGCAGGACGAACCUCUUCUUCGGGAUAAUCCACACCGCUUUGUGAUCUUUCCCAUUCAGUACCACGACAUUUGGCAAAUGUACAAGAAAGCAGAAGCUUCCUUUUGGACGGCAGAAGAGGUGGAUCUCUCCAAAGAUCUCCAGCAUUGGGAAUCCUUGAAGCCUGAUGAGAAGUAUUUCAUUUCACACAUCUUGGCGUUCUUUGCUGCAAGUGAUGGCAUUGUCAACGAAAAUUUGGUGGAGCGAUUCAGCCAAGAAGUCCAAGUCACUGAAGCUCGCUGUUUCUAUGGCUUCCAGAUUGCCAUGGAAAAUAUUCAUUCAGAAAUGUACAGUUUACUUAUUGAUACUUACAUCAAAGACUCCAAAGAGAGAGAAUAUCUGUUCAAUGCCAUCGAAACCUUGCCAUGUGUUAAAAGGAAAGCCGACUGGGCCAUGCGGUGGAUUGGAGAUAAACAUGCUACUUACGGAGAACGGGUCGUAGCCUUUGCUGCAGUAGAAGGAAUCUUCUUUUCCGGUUCUUUUGCCUCUAUAUUUUGGUUGAAAAAGCGAGGCCUGAUGCCUGGACUCACUUUCUCCAAUGAACUGAUCAGUAGAGAUGAGGGUUUGCACUGCGACUUUGCUUGCCUAAUGUUCAAACACUUGGUACACAAACCAUCAGAGGAAAGAGUGAGAGAGAUAAUUACAAACGCUGUCAGGAUAGAGCAGGAAUUCUUGACGGAAGCCUUGCCUGUAAACCUAAUUGGCAUGAAUUGCACUUUAAUGAAGCAGUAUAUUGAAUUUGUGGCAGACAGACUGAUACUGGAAUUGGGUUUUAACAAGAUAUACAAAGCUGAGAAUCCGUUUGACUUCAUGGAGAAUAUCUCGCUGGAAGGCAAAACUAAUUUCUUUGAAAAGCGUGUCGGAGAAUAUCAGAAGAUGGGAGUGAUGUCAAAAGCUGUAGACAAUUCUUUCACCUUGGAUGCAGAUUUCUAAGGCAGACAUGAAUUUAAGAAAAGCUGGCUUGGGAAUGCUAGUGAUUUGUCUUGUUAUCUUCAAGAAUCCUGUUCUUAUACUGUGUGGUGGUACUUUUGGGUAGUGUAUGUGGCUAAAAUGGGAAAACAGAUUUCUAGCACUGCUACAUAUGCUUCAUUGAUACACAAAUUACUCUGAUUUUCUGAAGUACCAGAGCUUUGAACUGGCACGUUCCAUUACUUGGUAACAACAAAGCAAAUAGAAUGAGGAUUCUCUAGAAAAUGGUGGUUUUUCAUGUCCUUGUGUAUGGGUUGUAGGGAAAACUACAGAUCCUGUGUGACAGGUAUUAGGGGUUUUUUUUUAUUUUUAUUCAGUAUUUUAAUAGUUUGUACAUAAACGUGGCACUUUAAAGGUCUGGCCUUCAAUUCCGGAGAAAGGCUAGUAGCGAGUUUAGAAUGAACUCUUUUAGACUGCAACUUACCUUAAUUUCCCUAGUAUACUAUUUUUCUUUUCUUGUAUGUAAAUUAAAUUGCUGAAGUGCUGGAAAAUCUUUUUGGACGUGUACGACUCCUGAAAAAAGUGCAUGAGUAGAUUUGAUGUAAGAGUGAAACUUGAAUAAAACUCCAGACAUCGAACUCCUGGA